Candoia aspera is the source of this 4617-nucleotide messenger RNA. RefSeq names its product ATP binding cassette subfamily B member 5 (gene ABCB5). Gene Ontology annotation, molecular function: ABC-type oligopeptide transporter activity; ATP hydrolysis activity; ATP binding. NCBI's taxonomy places the organism in Eukaryota, Metazoa, Chordata, Lepidosauria, Squamata, Candoiidae. Gene Ontology annotation, cellular component: membrane. The coding region runs from base 1 to 4422 and encodes 1473 amino acids. The transcript has 30 exons. Gene Ontology annotation, biological process: transmembrane transport. The record is from RefSeq and is a predicted model, not a curated record.
AUGAAGGAUGAACUUGAGAUUCCAAGCAAUCACUGUGACAACCCUGCUUUCCAGCUAGAUGAAACUACUACACAAAAGGGCCAUUUAAAGAGCAAGAAAAUAGAGAAAAAUGAGACUGCUAAGAAGAAAGAGAAGCAGAUGGUUGGAUUUUUUGAACUGUUUAGUUUUGCAAGUGUUCUAGAUAUCAUUUUAAUGAUCGUGGGAUCCAUCGCAGCUGCUGCAACAGGAACUGGACAACAAAUUAUCAUCAUUAUCUUUGGUCAGAUGACAAACAGCUUUGUAGGAACUAGUUCUAAUGUGUCUACAGGAAGUGCAGAAAUGAAUAACUCAGCAUGUCCUCAAGCUGCUUCAGAUAUAGAAAAUCAAAUGGCCACGCACGCAUACUACUAUGUUGGAGUUGGCUUUGCCGUAUUGAUCUGUAGUUUUAUUCAAAUCUGGACCUUUGUGACUAUUUCUGCAAGACAAACAGCAAGGAUACGUGACAAAUUCUUUUUUGCUGUUCUUCACCAAGAAAUGGCCUGGUUUGAUACUAUACCAAUUGGGACAUUGAAUACAAGACUGACAGAGGAUAUUAAUACAAUUCACAAAGGCAUUGGAGACCAGUUCAGUAUAAUAAUCCAACAUUUUUCAACACUUCUGACAGGGAUUAUAAUAGGAUUUGUGUAUGGAUGGAAACUGACCUUGGUGAUAUUGUCCAUUUCCCCUCUUAUUGCUGCCUCUGGGGCCACAUGGUCAUACAUACUAUCAGUAUUGACUGCAAAGGAGCUAUUGGCUUACGCCAAGGCAGGGUCUGUGGCAGAAGAAAUUUUGACAGCCAUUAGGACAGUUGUUGCUUUCAAUGGACAGAAGAAAGCUAUACUAAGGUAUGAUGCAAACCUAGAAGAGGCUAGGUCUAUUGCAACAAAAAGGGCUAUCACCACUAAUAUUUCCAUGGGUGUAUCUGAGUUUUUCGUGUAUGGAUGUUAUGCCCUUGCCUUUUGGUACGGAACCAAGCUCACAGUAGAUGAAAAGGAUAAUUAUGAUAUUGGAACAGUAUUAAUUGUUUUCUUUUCUGUGCUUAUUGGUGCAUUUUCCCUUGGACAGGCUUCCCCCAAUUUGGAGAGUUUGGCCAAUGCUCGUGGAGCAGCCUAUGAAGUCUUUAAAAUUAUCAAAAAGCCCCGUCCCAUAGAUAGCAGUUCCACUGAGGGAUUCAAGCUAGAUAAACUCCGAGGAGAAAUUGAAUUCAAAAAUAUCCAUUUCAGUUAUCCUUCUAGGCCUGAUAUUCAAAUUCUUAAAGGUUUGAAUUUAAAAAUACAACCUGGGAAGACCAUUGCUCUUGUGGGUUCCAGUGGUUGUGGGAAAAGCACUACCAUUCAACUCUUGCAAAGAUUUUAUGAUCCAACACAAGGACAGAUUACCAUAGAUGGGCAUGAUAUUCAGACACUUAACGUCAAGUGGAUGAGGGAAAACCUAGGUAUCGUAAGCCAAGAGCCAGUUUUGUUUGCUACUACAAUUGCAGGCAACAUUCGUUAUGGCAGAGACGAUAUUACUGAUGCUGAAAUCGAACAAGCAGCCAAAGAAGCAAAUGCUUAUGACUUCAUAUCUAGUCUUCCUGAUAAAUUUAAUACCAUGGUUGGAGAAAGAGGAGCCCAGCUCAGUGGGGGUCAGAAACAGCGUAUUGCUAUUGCUCGUGCCCUGGCCAGAAACCCCAAGAUCUUGCUGCUGGAUGAGGCCACCUCUGCUCUAGAUAAUCAGAGUGAAUCCAUAGUUCAAGCAGCACUUGAUAAGGCCAGGACUGGGCGCACCACCAUUGUAAUUGCUCACAGACUCUCUACAGUCAGGACAGCUGAUGUUAUUGCUGGCUUUGAGAAGGGUGUUCUGGUCGAACAGGGGACACACAAGGAACUCAUGGCUCAUAAAGGAGUUUACUACGCCCUUGUAAUGCAGCAGGUUGAGCCGUGCACUGGUUAUAAAACUGACAUAUAUAAGCAUUUCAUCAAAGGUGAUGGAGAUGCCAUUAAAUCUGCUAUUCCUUCUCCUCCAUGUCACACCAAUCUGAAUGUGGAACAGCCAGAGCCCCACAAGAAAAGAGUGGCAAAGUACCCGGCCAACUUUGAUCCCAGAGUGACAGCCAAGUAUGAUAUCAAAGCUCUGACUGGCCAAGGGAGCUUUAGUUGUGUGGUACAAGUGGAGCACAAAGCUACCAAGCAACCUUAUGCAAUCAAGUUGAUAGAGACCAAAUACCAUGAGGGGGAGAGAACAAAUUCUGAAAGGAAAAUAUGGUUACUCGGGGGAGCCCUGGCCCAGUCCAAUCUUACUAAAGAUUUCAUUGACCGUCUGCUCACUGUGGAUCCUAGUGACCGGAUGACAGCACUUCAAGCCUUAAAGCGUCCCUGGGUGACUUCUCAGGGAGAGGAACAAGAGAGUGAUACAUCAAAAGAAGAGGCAGAAUUUCAGACUAAGGAUGAAGAUGGUGAAAAUUCUGAGAAAGAAGACUUAAAUGAAAGAGUAGAUCUAAGUGAUUUGGGAAAUCCUGAUGGUGGCAUAGAAGUGGCUAAAAGGGGAAGUUUUCAAAGAAUAUCCAACAGAUGUAGCCUCCAUAGGGCUUCUACUAAAAGAUCCUCUGAAAGGAAAAAGGGGAAGAAACAGACGAAGAAAGCAAAGAAGGACCAUGUGGAAGAGGCCCUCCAAGAGGUUCCUUAUACCAGGAUUCUGGCUCUGAAUAAGCCUGAAUACUGCUAUAUCGUGGUUGGAAUCAUUGCUGCUGCCAUCGGAGGAGGUGUUGUUCCUGCCUUUGCAGUUCUGUUUGGUAAAAUCAUUGGGGCUUUCCAAGAACAAGAUGACGUAAAGAAAAGCCAGAGUACAGUGCUGUAUUCCCUCAUGUUUCUUGUGUUGGGAGUGAUCAGCUUAGUAACUUAUACAAUCCAGGGAUUCGCCUUUGGGAAGUCUGGAGAAGCUCUCACAAUGCGGCUGCGCUCUCUUUCCUUCAAAGCAUUGCUGCAGCAGGAAAUUGGCUGGUUUGAUGAUCACAAUAAUGGUAUUGGAGUUCUGUUGACCAGACUUUCAACAGAUGCUUCUCAAGUUAAAGGAGCUACUGGACGUCGAUUGGCCUUACUAACCAUGACCGUCUUUACACUUCUGACAGCUCUUAUCAUUGCUUUUGUACAUGGUUGGCAAUUAACGCUGCUCAUCCUGGCUUGUAUUCCCUUGAUCAUUAUUGCAAAGGCUAUUCAAGUGAAAUCAACGGCAGGCCAUGCUGCUAAGGAUCAAAAAUCCCUUGAAGAAGCUGGAAGGAUUUCAACAGAAGUUGUAGAAAAUAUAAGAACUGUUGUGGCAUUAACAAGAGAAGAUAGAUUUUUUGAGAAUUACAAAGCAAGCUUAUAUGGACCAUACAAGGACUCACUAAAGAAAGCUCCUAUUAAUGGAUUUUCCUAUGCCAUAGGCCAGUGUUUCAACUAUUUUAUAAAUGCUGCUGUCUUCAGAGUUGGAGCAUGGCUUAUUGCCCACUGUUUUAUGAACUAUGAACAACUGUUUAUAGUCUUCUCAUCGGUGCUUUUUGCUGCAAUGAGUGCUGGCCAAGCUAAUUCUCUUGGACCUGAUUUUAGCAAAUCGAAGGUUUCUGCCCAAAGAAUAUUUCAGCUUUUGGAUCGAAAGCCUCUAAUUGAUAACUAUAAUGAAGAAGGGGAAAAAUUAGAGAAAUUUGAAGGCAACAUUGAAUUCAAAGACAUCCAUUUUGCAUAUCCAACCAGACCAGAAGUUCAGGUUUUGCAAGGGCUCAAUAUAACGAUUAGCAAAGGCCAGACUCUGGCUCUGGUGGGCAGCAGUGGCUGUGGCAAGAGCACAUCCAUUCAGCUUCUAGAGCGAUUCUAUGAUCCCAUUUCGGGACAAGUGAUUGCAGAUGGAGUAGACACCAAAUCUCUACAUAUACAGUGGCUAAGAUCCAGACUGGGCCUCGUGCAACAGGAACCUAUUCUGUUUGACUGCAGUAUUGCAGAGAAUAUCCAGUAUGGAGAUAACAGCAGAGUUGUUAGCCAGGAAGAAAUUGAAGAAGCAGCCAAAGCAGCCAAUAUUCACAAUUUUAUAGAAAAUCUUCCAGAGAAAUACAGUACUCGAGUGGGUGAUAAAGGAGCACAGCUUUCAGGAGGGCAGAAGCAAAGAAUCGCUAUUGCUCGGGCCCUUGUCCGAAAACCUGCAGUUCUGCUUCUAGAUGAGGCCACAUCAGCUCUGGAUACAGAAAGUGAAAAGAUUGUCCAGGAAGCAUUAGAUGAUGCUCGAAAAGGCCGAACCUGCAUUGUUAUUGCUCACCGAUUGUCAACGAUCCAGAAUUCUGACAUCAUAGCAGUCAUCCAGAAUGGCAGAGUAGUAGAACAAGGAACUCACAGCCAGCUGCUGGCACUGGGGGAAUUUUAUUAUGCACUUGUCAAUGCCCAAGUAUCCCAUUAGUUGUAUUUAUAGAGCCAGAAACAGACGUUUUGGAUAAUUUAGACCAAGGUGCAAUAUGACAAACCACUAUUCAGCAAGUCCAAGACAGCUUUGGGUUUUCAGAGAGCAAUCCACUGUGCCACAUUGAAACAGAAGCACUAAUAAUAUGGUGGAAGUGGGUCUGUUGGUCAAAAAUUACACUUUUCGUUCCUAUUU